AUGUCGGGUCUCGAGAUAGCUGGCACUGUCCUUGCUGUGAUACCACUGCUUCUCCCUGCGCUUGAUCUGUACAAAAGCGGCCUCAGUCGUGCUUCGGUCUUCUUCCGGCGCAGGAAACACGUGGAGAAGCUCAUCCAUGCUUUGCAUCUACAGAAAACCCUGUUAACGGAAAACGUGCGAACAUUGGUGAUCAGGGCUGGAAUUGACGUCGACGACAUACCUGAAGACCCGCAACAGUUGUUCGAGCUCCUCCGCGAUGACGACGACCUCAAGGAAAAGGUCGAGGCCUAUCUGGGCACGGAGGCGAACAAGCUGUACAUGUGCGCGGUCGUAGCUUGUGAAGAGGUCGUGCGCAAUGUCGCUGCUCAUAUCGAAGGCUUCCUGCCUGCAGGUCAACUGACGCAGCUCGGGAGUUUGAAGGCCUUCAUCCAAGCCAAUGGGCAAUCUCUCGGUAACGGCCUGGACCUGAAAGCGCGGUUCAACCUGACUCUGGGUCGCUCGGAUGUCGACAAGAGCAUUCACGAGCUCGACAAGUCCGUUCUUGUUCUCGAGCGCCUGUCAGCUGCCGUGGCCGCAAAUCGAGAUGCUGUCGAAAGCGCCAUCUCGCGCACAGCUACAAAAUUGGUAGCAGUUGUCGCCAAAUCCAGGGAGAAUGCUACGACGCUGUACUCAGCCAUUGCCAAUGGAUGGACCUGUAAAUUCCACAAAUCCCAUGAAGUCAAGCUGAGGCUUGACCGAAGCCCGCUGGCUCUCACCCAUGCCGCUUCCAAAGCCAAUCACUCGGCCACAAAGGAUCUGGUGUUCGAGGUUGUGUUCCGGUGCGACCAGCCCCAGAACGAUACUCUGUGGCACGAGAGUAAAGUCGAAAUGAUCGAAGAACUUCACGUCAAUGGAGCAGGAGCCAACAUGACACAGCCGGCAACUAAGGACAACUCACGUCCAAAGGUUACAAUCUCGGUUCCAUCUACGACCAAGGUCCUCCCUGCUACGUCGCAAAAGGUGGUAUGCCUAUGUUCCUCCUCGCAUGGCGCAGUCACCGCCAACAAGGUCCUGCAUCUGUACGUUGCUUCUCAGACGAACAUGCAUUGCGACCAUCGCGAAUGCUCAUCGACCAUGUCCGCUGGGAAGUUCGACGUGCGGUCCUUGCGAGAGCUUCUCUCGAUCCAAGGAGGCCACUAUAGGAGGGUUGCGUUGAGGGAUCGAAUGCUUUUGGCACUGACGCUUGCCAUUUCUCUACUGCAGCUGCACGAGACACCCUGGCUGUACGAGAGCUGGUCGAAAGAAACAAUUCAGUUCAUGAAGGCACCAGGUGCAAAGGGUAAGAGCGUGUCAACAUUAGACAUCGAUUUCACCAAACCACUAAUCUCCCGCGAAUUCUUUUCCCCUUUGCAAGGCUCAUCGAAACAUCUGCAACCUAAAGAGGCACUCCUCGAGCUGGGAAUCAUGCUUCUUGAGCUCUGGCACGAGAAGACAAUCGAGGACCAAUUUCCUGGGACCCUCGUACCCGCCGAGUAUUGGGGCAAACUUCGAUUGGCGUCCAUUUGGCUUGAAGACACGACAAACCCCUUGCUUCCCCAAUAUCGGCUUGCAGUGGCACAGUGCGUCAAGUGCUUCUUCGGUGGUGGAUUCUGCAGUCCUAGCUGGGGUGACUUUGAAUUUCGAAAGGCGUUGGUUAGAGACAUGGUCGAGCCGUUGCAUGAAAAUUGCAAGCCAUGGUUAUAAUAGUGGCUGAUGUGCAUACAUCCCUCUCGGUGAACAUAC
Cladophialophora immunda is the source of this 1761-nucleotide messenger RNA. RefSeq lists its product as uncharacterized. The record is from RefSeq and is a predicted model, not a curated record. Bases 1 to 1722 code for a protein of 573 amino acids. The transcript has 2 exons. NCBI's taxonomy places the organism in Eukaryota, Fungi, Ascomycota, Eurotiomycetes, Chaetothyriales, Herpotrichiellaceae.